GACUCUUUGGGCCCCCAAGAAGCGCGCAGCCAGCCCCCAGGGGACGCCUCUGUUCCGCCAGGUGACCCUCCUGCCGAGGACUCAGAGAAGGGGGCCGGGCCCGCCCAGGCGACCGACAAAGCCGGGCCCGGAGGACGGGAGUGCCGGCCCGGCGAGCGCGCCCAUCCCGCCAAAGUGUUAACUUUGGACAUCUACUUGAGUAAGACUGAGGUGGAGCAGGUGGACGAGCCGGUCCUCGUUACUGCCGGGGCAGAAGAUUGCAGCGAUAACGACGAUAUGGAUAAGAGGGCGAGCGGCCGCAGAUCAGGAAGGCGGAGGAAGUCGCAGAAAUCCUCCGACUCCCCCGGCGCGGACACCGCGCUGCCCGACAGCGCGGCGAGGGACGACGCAGUGUUCGACUACGAGGUGGCGCCAAACGCCGCCGCUGAGAACGGCUUGGCGGAAAAGAAAGUGAAAUCCCCGCGAGCUGCCCCGGACGCGAGUCCAGAGUCCAAGACCAGCCCCGGCUCCAAGGGGCAGCCCCGAGGAGAGUCGGACCGGAGCAAACAGCCUCCGCCGGCCACGUCCCCCACCAAAAGGAGGGGAAAGAGCCGUGUCUCCGAAGCUGUGCUCAUCCCGCCGGCUGGCGGCCCAAGGGCUCCUGCCAAGGAGUCCCCGCCCAAGAGGUCGCCGGCGCCUGACUCCAGCCCCGCUGCCAAGGCUGCGGCGGGGGAGAACGGGGAGGAGGUGCCCCGGGUCGUGCCCCGCGAGCUCACAGUCAAGAGCAGCUCCCUGCUGCCCGAGAUCAGGCCGGAGCACAGGAGGGGGCCACUCCCCAACCACUUCGACAACCGGGGAGAAGGAAGUCGAAGCAAAGAGCUGGGCAGAUGGUCUGGAGUUGCCGACGCCGAUGGCGUAAAGCCCAGGAACCAUUUCGGGGCGGACAGGUCGACGGUGACCACUAAAGUGACCCUCCCUGCCAAGCCCAAACAUGUGGAACUAAAUUUUAAAACCCCUAAGAAUCCUCACAGUUCGGGAAAUGAGCAUAAUCCAUUUAGCCAGCCAGUUCAUAAAGGAAACACUGCCACUAAAAUCUCCUUAUUUGAAAACAAACGGGCAAACAGCAGCCCAAGACAUACUGACAUUCGAGGCACAAAGAACACCCUCUCCUCUAAUAAGACAUUUGUCGGGAGGGCGAAGCUGAAUUUAGCCCAAAAAGCCAAGGAAAUGGAGCAACCUGAAAAAAAAGUAGUACCAAAUAGUCACCAGAAUGGUGUUCUGGUGAAGGAAACCUCAGCAGAAACCAAAGCCAUUCUCCCUGGAGAGCAGAUCCUCCCAGCGACCGGCAGUCCCAGGGUAAGAGGCCUGGAAGGCGAGCCUACUGAGAACCAAGCUGCUGGUUCAGAGCUUAAACAGGAUGAUCAGGUAGAUGUUCGUAGAGAUGCUGGCUGCCCUCCUGAGCCAGGGGCUACUGCUCUGAUUCCUGUCAAGGACCACAAACCCUUAGGAGAGGAUGACUCCAAGGCCGCUGACAGUGAAAGACUUGUACUUGAAAAUAUGACUGAAACAGCAACAGCAAAAGCCAUUCCUGCCGUUCUUGAUACCAGAGAUUCACCAACAGCUCCACCAAAGCCACAGGAUACAUUUUCUGACUCACAGCCCCCGGUUGAGUCAUGUAAUCAGUCCUGUUCACUGCCUGCAUCCAUUCCUGUGGCUGUUCCCAAAGACACAUGUGCUGAAGCUCCUAUAAGCAACUUGCCAUGCACUGACCUAAAAGGGUCAGAAAACCGUAGUGGAGGUAUUUUGCCCAAGUCUCAUCCAGAUAAUGAUAAAAUGCCUCCCUCCAAACUUGGAGGAGAAGGAGAAGGAAGCCUUCCUUUGUCCACAGAGCACAGCCCAGAAGCUGUGGGCAAUGGGAGUCCGUCCAAGGUCCUUGUCCAGGUCAGGUCCUUUGUCCUUCCCGUGGAGAGCACCCAGGAUGUAAGCUCCCAGAUCAUCUCUGACAGCACUGAAGUUAGAGAAGUGCAGUUGCCAAGUUGUCACAAUAAUGAACUUGAAGUGGUUUCCGUUGCAAGUUGUGCUCCCCAGAAAGAGGAAGUCCCCGGCAAUAAGAGCACACCACCCAAACGCAUUCAUUGCAAAGAGGAACAUGUAGCAAAAUCUGGCCCACAAGUCACGCUGCUGGAAUCAGAGAAAACCCUGCCUAUCCAGGUUCCAAGUCAGGAGAAUAGAACACCCCUGACAGUUGAUGCCAGCCUCACCGCCUCCCCUGAGAGCAGAAAUCAUGUAGAAACUCCUCAAAGGCCAGGUCAACAUGUUGUGAAUGGCCAGGACAGCCCUGCCAGUCUCUUGAACAUUUCUGCUGCUGGUAGUGAUGAUAGUGUAUUUGAUUCUUCUUCUGAUAUGGAAAAAUUCACUGAAAUUAUAAAAAAUAUGGAGAGCACAGUUUGUGUGCCUCAGAAAAAAAAGAAAGCCAGGGUGCCAAACUCUCCUGCCCCUCACUUUGUCAUGCCUCCUAUUCAUGAGGACAAUUUAGAAAAGGUGUUUGAUCCCAACGUGUUUACCUUUGGUUUGGGGAAGAAAAAGGGAAGCCAGCCAGAAAUGUCACCAGCUUUACAGCUGAUGCAGAAUCUAGACACAAAAUCCACACUGAGGCCCAAACGUACGUCCACCGAACAGAGCAUCCUCUUCAAGUCCUCGCACGCCCACACUAAUGGGAAAGAUGAACCUCUGGCGACUCCAGAAAUAAAUGACAAAGAGAACAGGGAUGUCACAAAUGGUGGAGUGAAGAGAUCUAGGCUAGAAAAAAGUGCACUUUUCUCAAGCAUGCUAUCUUCUUUUCCACAAGACAAAAUCUUUUCUCCCUCUGUAACAUCAGUCAGUACUAUGACCACAACUUUCAGCUCUUCUCAGAACACUUCUCUUUCUCGGUCUCCUGUACCACAGCCUGUGGCUGAGGGUGCCCCACCCUGCACUGCAGAUAAAGAACAGCCAAACCUUCAGCCCAACAACUUCUUAAAGGUCUUCAAUUUUGACUCGUCGACUACAUCUCACUCAGGCUUGAAAAGUCCAAGCUACAUGGAAAAAUACCUGCAGAAAGAGGAAACCAAAAAAGACCCGGAUUCACGAAGCAACCUACGCUUGCCAGAAACUAAAUUUUCUGAAUUUUCAAAACUGAAGAACAGUGAUGAUGCGGAAAAGGCUAAUCAUGUUGAAAGUGUUCUUAAGUCAAACUUGCCAAACUAUGGGAACAACGACACAGACUUCAUGGGUCUUUUCAAAUCCAGACGGUUUGACCCAAACAUUUCUUUUUCUGGAAUGUCAUUAUCAGAUCCACCAACACUUAGAGGAAGUAUCCAAAAUAAAAUCAAUCCCCGACCUGGAAAGGUAGUGAUCUACAGCGAACCGGACGUCUCCGAGGAGUGUAUUGAAGUCUUCGGUGACAUUGAGGAUUGCAGCUCUUGGAGCCUCUCUCCUGUGACGCUCGUGAAAGUUGUUAGAGGAUGUUGGAUUUUGUAUGAGAAACCAAAUUUUGAAGGGCACUCCAUCCCCUUAGAAGAAGGAGAGUUGGAACUUACUGGUCUCUGGAGUACAGAAGCUAUUUUGGAAGAAAAAGAGGAGGAAGAGUCUGCAAAGCCUGUGGUGAUUGGUUCAAUGAGACAUGUGGUCAAGGAUUACAGAGUUAGUCAUAUUGACUUAUAUACUGAGCCAGAAGGGUUAGGAGUCCUGAAUUCGUACUUUGAUGACACUGAAGAAAUGCAGGGGUUUGGUGUAAUGCAGAAGACUUCUUCCAUGAAAGUACAUUGGGGCACAUGGCUGAUUUAUGAAGACGCUGGAUUUCAGGGUGUCCCUUUUAUCCUGGAACAGGGGGAAUACCCCGACUUAUCCUUCUGGAAUACAGACGUAGCAUACAUUGGAUCCAUGCGCCCGCUGAAAAUGGGUGGCCGUAAAGUUGAAUUCCCUGCAGAUCCAAAGGUAGUUAUUUAUGAAAAGCCUUUCUUUGAGGGAAAAUGUAUGGAAUUAGAAACAGAAAUGUGUAGUUUUAUCAUGGAAGGAAGUGAAACGGAAGAAACCACUGGAGAUGAAUGUUUGCCACUAACGUCCGUGGGAUCUAUGAAGGUCCUCAGAGGCGUUUGGGUUGCCUAUGAAAAGCCUGGAUUUACAGGGCAUCAGUAUUUGCUUGAAGAAGGAGAAUACAAGGACUGGAAAGACUGGGGAGGUUACAGUGGAGAACUCCAGUCUUUACGGCCUAUAUUAGGUGAUUUUUCAAAUGCUCACAUGAUAAUGUACAGUGAAAAAAACUUUGGAUCCAAAGGUUCCAGUAUUGAUGUAUUAGGAAUUGUUGCUAAUUUAAAGGAGACCGGAUACGGAGUGAAGACACAAUCUAUUAAUGUACUGAGUGGAGUAUGGGUAGCUUAUGAAAAUCCUGACUUCACAGGAGAACAGUAUAUACUGGAUAAAGGCUUUUAUACCAGUUUUGAGGACUGGGGAGGAAAAAAUUAUAAGAUCUCUUCUGUUCAACCCAUAUGUUUGGAUUCUUUCAGUGGCCCAAGGAGAAGAAAUCAGAUUCACUUGUUUUCGGAACCACAGUUUCGAGGUCAGAGUCAAAGUUUUGAAGAAACAACAAGCCAGAUUGAUGAUUCAUUUUCUACCAAGUCUUGCAGAGUUUUGGGAGGCAGCUGGGUUGUGUAUGAUGGAGAAAAUUUCUCUGGUAACCAGUAUGUGUUGGAAGAAGGCCACUAUCCGAGUCUCUCUGCAAUGGGAUGCUUGCCUGGAACAACUGUGAAGUGUCUUCGUUUUAUAGAUGUUGAAUUCUCUGAACCAACCAUUAUUCUUUUCGAAAGAGAAGACUUCAAAGGAAAGAAGAUCGAACUUACUGCAGAAACCGUUAAUCUCCGAUCCCUAGGAUUCAACACGCGGAUCCGCUCUGUUCAGGUGAUAGGUGGCAUAUGGGUUACUUAUGAAUAUGCCAGUUACAGGGGUCGGCAGUUCCUACUGUCACCUGCAGAAGUACCUAAUUGGUAUGAAUUCAGUGGCUGUCGCCAAAUAGGUUCUCUACGACCUUUUAAUCAGAAACGAAUUUAUUUCAGACUUCGAAACAAAGCAACAGGGUUAUUCAUGUCAACCAAUGGAAACUUAGAGGAUCUGAAGCUUCUCAGAAUACAGGUCAUGGAGGAUGUUGGUGCCGAUGAUCAGAUUUGGAUUUAUCAAGAAGGAUGCAUCAAAUGCAGGAUAGCGGAAGACUGCUGCCUGACGAUCGUGGGGAGCCUUGUCACCGCGGGCUCCAAGCUGGGCCUGGCGCUCGACCAGAAUGCCGACAGUCAGUUCUGGAGCCUGAAGUCGGACGGCAGGAUCUACAGCAAGUUGAAGCCAAAUUUAGUUUUAGAUAUCAAAGGGGGUGCACAAUAUGAUCAAAAUCACAUUAUCCUCAACACUGCCAGCAAAGAGAAGUUAACACAAGUGUGGGAAGCCAUGGUGCUGUGAACCCAAAAAAGGACGCAGGAGGCACGUUUCUGGAGGUCUCCCCGCUGCGCAGGGACCACGAGGGAAGCGCCAAGCUCUUCCCUCUGAGGGAAGCGGGAGUGCACCCUCAGUGACGCUGACUCCCAUGGCCGGGCCAGACACUCGUCUCACCUCGUCAAGGCUCUAAUAGUUAUAAACCGAUUACCUGUUCUUUCACGUCUUGCCUUUCAUUUCCUUUCAGCAGCUGCUUAAGUUAAACAGGUUGCCUCAUUAGCAGCUUUUGGGUGGUUUGAAAAAAAUAUCUCAAGACUUUAAGACUACAUACAUUUUAAAUUAUUUCCAAAGAUAGUAGGAGAGAACAGGAACAAAUUUCCCAACUUUGUGGACCUACAAAUCCCUUACACUUUAAAGGAAAGUAUAAAAGCUUAGGUUUGUAAGGUAGAAACUGUUUAGCAUCUGAGAAGAAAUUACGUAGUAGGCCUAUAGUUUUGGUUCUUGACCUUCUGUUUUCUGAAAUCAUUAAUUAUGCUGUAUAGCAAAGUGGGGAAUUAUAUUCAGGCACAUUUUAUGGAACUGAAUGAGUAUAAACAAAAAACUUCUGUUAAUAUUAAAUAUUAGUAAAUUUAAAAGAUUUCAUGUCCAUGUCUGCUUUAUUAGCAGGAUUGGAAUUAUUUUAACUCUCCCAUGGGCUGCCCUAGAACGUCCCAAAUGAGUGUUGUUUAAUGCUUUUCUUACAAAUGCUACUGGAACAGUACUAUCCUGACCCAAGUUAUUACCCGUCCUCACUCGUCUGUAACGAGUUCGGAAGCAGUGCUACGCAGUCCUUUGCUACACUCAGUUCCCUGCACUCCUAGCCAGCGGCCCUGGCAGGAGGCCUGAGUGGGGCCCCCUCGUCCGGAACGCUCCACAGCCAUGUUCUGGGGACAGCCUCGGUCUCAGGGCCUGGCACCCUCCGUGGCCGCUUGCUUUGGAUGGCUGAAACGAGGUGUGGAAGGUGCAGGAGGGUGACCAGCAAUUCUCUUCUGAAAGUGAAGGGAAGGAGGCCUUAAGUGAUGCUUGUUGGUCAAAUCUUAGAAUGCGGAAAACCCUAAAUUUCAGCCAGCAUUUCAAUGAAAAUUGAAAAUGUUUAACUGCUGACAAAGGACUGCCCAAAUCAUACGGUGCUGUUUAAACAGUGCACAGUCAUUUUGAGCAAAACUGCUAAACAAUCCUUGAAUGUACUUUUCCUCUUUCUGUCCUCAUCUUGUCCACGUCACUGAGUGCUGGUGCUCUUGUCACAGGAAAAACAAAUCUCGUUUCCUUUUUAUUUGUUCCAGUGUUUCCAAUUCUAAAAUGUUGAUCCUCUCUGGAGUCUGUAGAGGCAAUAUGGUCAUCAGAGUAGUAUCUUCAUUUUAAAGUAGUUUGUACGUGUCCAACAGCAACCAACAUGUCUGUCUAGUCCUUAGAUGUAAAGCUCUGAUUUCCGGCUUUUGUGCCUCUCGUCACAGUCUGGUGGGGUGAGUCAUUCUACAGUAGCAUCUGUUGAAUUUCUCUUGAAUAAACUUGUUUCUGGUU
Molecule: messenger RNA, 6996 nt
Organism: Pteronotus mesoamericanus
Lineage: Eukaryota; Metazoa; Chordata; Mammalia; Chiroptera; Mormoopidae
Gene: CRYBG1
Product: crystallin beta-gamma domain containing 1
Exons: 20
Coding region: 277-5463 (1728 amino acids)
Source: RefSeq, a predicted model, not a curated record